AUGUUCAGCUUCCAAGCUGGUGGUGAGACAUGGAGGAAUCAAGUGACAAUCUACGGCACGCACAUCGAGGUUGUACAGACUCGUGGAGAUUCCAACACAUCGAGUCGGUAUCUGGUCAAUGCUGAAGCCGCCUUACCGAUCGAACACCGUCUUCAAGUCAAGCCCGAAGCUGCCCUGCCGACUAGCUAUCGUUUCCGAGAGCUGACCCGAGAAGUCCAGGAGCGCCCAGCGUCCCAGAUAGCCAAGGACAAGAAGGCUGUUGCAAGGGUCGAAGCUCUGGUCAGCAGAUGCAGCUUUCCACAUCAGCUCAGAGAAGAUGCCUGGCUGGUCAAACCCUCCUCCAAAGUGCAAGCCAAAGAGCCUUGGCCGAUACAGAAGAACCCUAUCGAUCAAGUCGUGCAAGCUGAGUCUCAUCGUCCGAUCGUGGUCAACCGAGAAAAGAAGGUGAUACCGAUCGUGGCACCAGCACCGCAACGGCAAGCACGGCCGUUCUCCAAGACAAGCCACAAGUCUGCAGGACCCGAUCAUUCAACACAGAUCAAAAAGCCUGGCAAGAAAGCUAUACCGAUUGUGGCGCCGACAGCAAAAUUCGAAGCACAAUCGCCCAACUCGAGCAACAAAUCUUUAGACCAAAACCUCCCUGUACAGCCCAAGCAGGCCGGUACGAAGGCUAUAGCCAUUGUACGACCGACACCAGAGUGGGAAGCUCAAGAAGCCGAACGAAAGACUAAGGCAAAAGAUCCACGCCAGACUGUGACUGUGACGUCAAGCCCUUCCAGUUCUCGAGCAAGCAAGCCAACCAGGGGGUCUGCACCAGCUCUGACGACUCAGGCCAAGUCCAGGACAAAGUCUGCACCGGCUGAGUUAGCUUCACCUUCGCACAGUGCACCUCCUCCUCCUCAGUCGUCGAUUGCGACGUCGAGCCCUCGAAGCACAGCCACGGCCAAAUCGGACGACGAAAGUACCUCCUCGCAAGAGACGAUGAGCCAGACAACGACAGCUCUUUUCCACCCCUUGCCGAAACCAGUGUACCACCCUUCGUUGUGGCCUGGACGGUAG
Molecule: messenger RNA, 1059 nt
Organism: Lithohypha guttulata
Lineage: Eukaryota; Fungi; Ascomycota; Eurotiomycetes; Chaetothyriales; Trichomeriaceae
Exons: 1
Coding region: 1-1059 (352 amino acids)
Source: RefSeq, a predicted model, not a curated record